AUGAAUUCAUUUAUACAUUCCAUUACAGAGGAAAACUUUGUAUGGAAUCAUCAGCUCUGUGAAGCAGAAUUUGGAGGAAUCAAAAAAGCAGGAGGAGUAAAUGAAUGUGAUACCACUAUCCAAAAACUUAGCAGUGAGAUAGAUAAGUUGAAGGCAGAAAACCAGGAAUUGCUAGGAGAUAAUCUUAUUCAAAAGCAAGGGGAGACAAUUAGGAAGUUACAGAGGGAAGUGGAAAGAAGCCAUCAGGAACUAAGUACUGCCAAUAAAAAUGCUGACAAAGAGCUGGACACCAAGUGUGAAAUCAUUAGAGACCUAGAACAACGGUUAGAGGAGUCCAAGAAGCAAGGAGAUGGUCAGCAGGAUGAAAUUUAUCGUCUAGAGGACCAGGUCAAGAAGCUAAAUAUAGAACUGACCUCUGUUCAGUCUAAAGUGGAUGAACUCCAACUAUUGGUGGCUGAAAAAGAUGACAAAAUCCAAUACUUCAAAAAAGGAGGACAUAAUUUGGGUGCUAUGAACCAAAAAAUUGCACUUGAAGCGCAGAAGGUUUUGGAGAUGAAUGCAAAGUUAAAGGAGACACUAGCUAAUACUCAAAAGGACCUGGAUGCUGCUGUACAAAGGAUUAAUAAAAAAGAAGAACUGAUAGAAGAUUUUAAAAAAUACACAGAAGGACUUCGAAAGCAGCAAAGCAAAGAUGCAAGCAAGAUUGCAGCAAGUGAUGGCAUGAUCCAGAAACUGAACAGCGAGAUAAGCAUGCUGAAAACCAAGUACCAAGAAAAAGCCCUGGAAGCCCAAAUACAACAGACCACUAACAAAAAGAUAUAUGAAAGAUUCAGCAAGUGGCGUUUGGACGUUUAUAAUACUGCUCAAUAA
Messenger RNA from Saccostrea echinata, 870 nucleotides. RefSeq names its product protein lava lamp-like. The transcript has 6 exons. The record is from RefSeq and is a predicted model, not a curated record. Bases 1 to 870 code for a protein of 289 amino acids. NCBI's taxonomy places the organism in Eukaryota, Metazoa, Mollusca, Bivalvia, Ostreida, Ostreidae.